AUGGCCCGCCAACCCUCUCUCGACUCAGAGCGGCCCAUCAUGACCAACUCGAACCGCAACUCCAAACGCUUUUCCACCAUUAGCGGCAGCCCUUCGCUAGCCACCUCCGAUCGCACCACCGGUAGCCUUCCGACCGGCGACCCCAGAACCCGUGACAUCACCCACCUCGGCGACGGCCUGGAGCGCCUUGAAAAUAAGCCUCUCCAAGCGCAAAGAUUCGUGCCCACGACUGAGAAGUCUGAUAACCUCAACAAACUGGCUCUCGGGGCCAAGGUCGAGCGUGCGCUUGGUCGACGAAUGACCGGCCAAGAUGCCGUGAUGCGCAAGCCGUCUCUGAGCGAGAAGACCUCCUCUUGA
This is a messenger RNA of Penicillium waksmanii, 357 nucleotides long. RefSeq lists its product as uncharacterized. The coding region runs from base 1 to 357 and encodes 118 amino acids. The record is from RefSeq and is a predicted model, not a curated record. The transcript is spliced from 2 exons. Lineage: Eukaryota; Fungi; Ascomycota; Eurotiomycetes; Eurotiales; Aspergillaceae.